This is a messenger RNA of Thelazia callipaeda (thelaziosis nematode), 361 nucleotides long. The record is from the annotation of a GenBank genome assembly. NCBI's taxonomy places the organism in Eukaryota, Metazoa, Nematoda, Chromadorea, Rhabditida, Thelaziidae.
UGCAUCAAUCAACAAAGAAGAUAACGAAGAAUUAGCUGAUUCAAAAAAUGAUCAAACAGAAGUAAAGGUCAGUGCUUCACAGAAAAAUACAUUAGAACUUUUGAACGAUUUACGACAAGCUCAAAGCCAGUGGAUGCAACUAGCUAAAUUCAACUUACAGAUGUUAAUCUCAACUAUUAAUAGCAUAGUCAUACUGAUAAUAACUGCUAACAGAAAUAGCAGUGAUAACUAUAAAACAGACAAAAUUAGCAUUAAUAUCAACAAUUAUUAUUAUUUCAGUGAAUACUGCAGUUACCUUCAAGCAGCUUUGACAAUUAUAAUAAAAAGUGUGGACGACCCACGUAAGAUGAAAAAAAAUUAG